AUGGAUCCGGCAAGGAGUUGGAUGUAUGCUAGGAAGCUACAAGAUGGACAACUGAACCCAGAGUUUGUUAAAGGAUUGGAAGCAUUUAUCAAAUUUGCUUGUAGCAAGCCGGAAUUUAUGGAUGCGAGUAAAAUCAGAUGUCCAUGUAAAAAGUGCAUAAAUCGAAAAUAUCUAAAUGUGGAUGAUGUCACAUUACAUCUUAUGAGGUGGGGGUUUAGACCAAAUUAUCAUGAAUGGACUGCACAUGGUGAAUCACCAAUUCCAUCAAUGACUGCCGCUGAAGUGACAGUUCCAAGUGCAGAACUUUUUCAGAGUGAUAAUAAUAUGUACCAUAAUUUAGUGUUUGAUGCUUCCGGUCCCCAAUUUCAAAAUAUGGGUUCAGAUGCUCCUUCUCCAGAUAUUGCAUUUGAGAAUAUGGAAGAACCACCCAAUCCAAAUGCACAAAAAUUUUAUGACAUGCUAAAUGCAGCUGAAGAGGAAUUAUGGCCUAGUUGUGAAAGACAUUCACAAUUAUUAGCUGUAGCUCGUAUGUUAAAUAUUAAGUCAGAGCAUCAUUUGUCUGAGAAAUGCUACGAUGCAAUUGUGAAUUUCAUUAGGGAAAUAUUACCCGAUGAUAAUCAAUUUAUUGACAGUUUCUAUAAGACAAAGAAGCUUAUACGUGGGUUAGGUCUACCAGUUGAGAAAAUUGAUUGUUGCAAGCUUGGUUGCAUGAUUUAUUGGGGGGAAGAUAUCAAUUUAACAGAAUGCAAAUUUUAUGGGCAGACAAGAUACAAGUCUCAAUGUGGGACAGAGAAGGCAAGAGUACCAUAUAAGAAAAUGUAUUAUUUUCCUCUGACACCAAGGCUUCAGAGACUUUAUGCUUCUGAGGCAACAGCUGCACACAUGCGAUGGCAUGAUGAGCAUAACAUGGAAGAUGAUGUCAUGUGUCAUCCAUCUGAUUCUGAGGCAUGGAAGCACUUUAACCGUACCCAUUCAUUGUUUGCAAGUGAAAGUCAAAAUGUUAGACUGGGUCUGUGUACUGAUGGUUUUCAACCAUUUGGACAGUCAGGACAACAAUACUCGUGUUGGCCAUUGUGGGAAGUGGGGGUGCAGACAUAUGAUGUAUCUAAGAAGCAAAAUUUCCAAAUGAGGGUUGCUUUGAUGUGGACAAUUAGUGAUUUUCCUGCAUAUUCAAUGCUCUCCGAGUGGAGCACUACAGGGAGAUUAGCAUGUCCAUACUGCAUGGAUCACUCAGAUGCAUUUUCACUUAGUCAUGGAGGGAAAAUUAGUUGGUUUGACAAUCAUCGUAAGUUUCUUCCAGAUAACCAUCCAUUUAGACGGAACAGGGUAAAUUUCCUUAAAGGAAAAGUAUGCAUGUCUGAGUCUCCUCCAAUUUUAAGCAGUGAAGACACUUUUUUGCAAAUAGAAGAUUUAGGACUGAGGAGGGUAAUAGACAGUGAUGGUGAAGUGAAGGAAAAAACGAAGGAUAAUGCAAAAGCCAGGGAAGAUGUGGCACAUUUAUGUCGCAGAAAAGAAUUGGAGAGAAAUUUGCAAACGGGUAAAUAUCCAAAGGCAUGUUAUGUUCUUGAUAAACAGCAGAAGCAGGUUUUAUGUGAGUGGGUGAAAAACCUUAAGUUUCCAGAUGGUUAUGUGUCUAACAUGGGAAGGUGCAUUGAUGUGCAUAAGUACAAGCUUUUUGGCAUGAAAAGUCAUGAUUGUCAUGUUCAAGAUAUGAAGCGUCUGGAAUUAGAAAUUCCCAUUAUUAUUUGCAAAUUAGAGCGCAUAUUUCCUCCUGCCUUCUUUGACUCAAUGGAGCAUCUUCCCAUCCAUUUGCCAUAUGAAGCAAAAAUUGCAGGCCCAGUACAAUAUCGAUGGAUGUAUCCUUUUGAGAGAUUUCUACGCCAUUUGAAGCAAAAUGUAAAGAAUAAAGCAAAAGUAGAAGGUUCAAUAUGUAAUGCAUACUUAGUUGAAGAAGCAUCUAAUUUUUGUGCGCAUUAUUUUGAACCUCAUGUAUUAACACGGGAUCGACAAGUACCCCGUAAUGAUGAUGGUGGGGAUAAUGCUAAUAUCGAAGGUAAUUUAUUAAUCUUCAACUAUCCCGGUCGACCAUAUGGCAUAGCAAAAAUGAGAGUGUUGGCUGAUGAUGAAUAUAAGGCUGCUCAAAUAUAUGUCCUCUUAAAUUGCCCUGAAAUUGACACAUAUGUCAAUUUGUUCUUGACUGAGUUGCGACAGACAUCCCGUAAUAUUAGUGAUGCAGAAAUUAAUGAAGCAUUAGAAAACAAAUUUGCAGAUUGGUUCAAAUCUUAUGCAAGGCAUUCAAAUAUUGAGAACAAAUUCAUUAAGGAUUUAGCGGAGGGGCCAUUGAGAAGUGUGAAAUCAUAUCCUAUGUAUUUCAUAAAUGGUUAUAGAUUUCACACAAGCAGUCAUGGUGCUAAUCGAUCUACGAUGAAUAGCGGUGUUUUCAUUAGGGGUUCAACAUACGGUGACAACUCUAAUGAUUACUAUGGAAUCUUGAAAGAAGUAGUUCAAAUAGAGUAUCCUGCAUUACCAAUAAAGAGAACUAUUCUUUUCAAGUGUGAAUGGUUUGAUCUAACUCCGGAUGUCAGUAUUAAGGUUCACAAACAGUAUAACAUUGUGGAUAUCAAUCUCCGAAAAAGAUUAAAUAAAUAUGAACCGUUCAUACUUGCUUUGCAAGCUGAACAAGUGGUUUACCUCCCUUAUCCUAUCUUGAGAUGA
Molecule: messenger RNA, 2715 nt
Organism: Hevea brasiliensis (rubber tree)
Lineage: Eukaryota; Viridiplantae; Streptophyta; Magnoliopsida; Malpighiales; Euphorbiaceae
Exons: 7
Coding region: 1-2715 (904 amino acids)
Source: RefSeq, a predicted model, not a curated record